Trichoplusia ni (cabbage looper) is the source of this 1127-nucleotide messenger RNA. RefSeq names its product CLIP domain-containing serine protease B15-like. Gene Ontology annotation, biological process: proteolysis. Gene Ontology annotation, molecular function: serine-type endopeptidase activity. NCBI's taxonomy places the organism in Eukaryota, Metazoa, Arthropoda, Insecta, Lepidoptera, Noctuidae. The transcript is spliced from 3 exons. The coding region runs from base 180 to 1082 and encodes 300 amino acids. The record is from RefSeq and is a predicted model, not a curated record.
AAAGGUUUCUUAGUUUAGACAGUAAUAAAAAUUACUUAACCAGGUUUUACUGUAAAUUGACCUCUGAGAAAAUUUGAAUAAAUGAUUUGAUUUGAAAUACUUUUGCCCUUACAUUAUCUUGGAUAAAAUUUCUUGAAGUAGGCAGUAGCCAUUGUGAAUGCUAGACGUCGCACUACUCCAUGCAUAGGCAUCUUGCUCCAACAAGUCCAAAAAAACUUAAAAACUUCUUAGUACAUAAACUUUUUACUAAAAUCUUUUCCUUAUUUCCAGGUUUCAAAUGCGGUGUUGAAGCCAGCACCAACUUGAUCCACCACAACCCGUGGCUGGUCUAUUUGGAAUACUGGCGCGGCGAGAACAGGAUUGACCUCAGAUGUGCUGCGACCCUGAUCGACAGCAGACACGUCAUAACCGCAGCACAUUGUAUCAGGACCCCUAAGUUUAGCAGGCUAGUGGCACGUUUAGGAGAAUACGACUUAUCAAGUCCAGAAGACUGUGUGGCUGAUGUUUGUGAUGAUCCAGUUGUGAGGAUUGAUGUGGACGAUAUUGUCGUACAUCCCGACUACGACGGCAAGGACCAUGACAUCGCUGUUCUGAGGCUGGCUGAAGAUGCACCUUAUACUGGUAAGGGAUCAUUGAUAUCUAUGAAAGUGCAGAGUAGAAAAGGUUUUGAUUUUAAUUUCUUCCUUCCAGAUUUCAUCCGACCAGUCUGCCUACCAUACGGUAAGCUGCAGCCAGACUCCAUCUUCGAAGCUUCAGGUUGGGGAGAGAUUCCCGCCAAAGGAUACUACAGCUCAACAAAGAAGGUUAUUAUUUUGCCGUACUGGGAAAAAUCUGCUUGUCAGGCAGCUUACAAAAAUCUCAAAGUCCCGGAUCACGCUAUUUGCGCAGGAGGGGUCGAAGGUGUUGAUACCUGCAGGGGUGAUUCCGGAGGUCCUUUAGUUUUAGUCAGGGAUAGGAUUGAGCUGUGGGGAGUGACAAGUGCGGGGAACAGCCACUGUGGGACAAAAGGCUCUCCUGGGAUUUAUACUAAUGUUGUCGAUCAUGUUGAGUGGGUGGACCUUGUUUUAUCUCGAGAUUUUUAGAUAAAUUUCUUUUGAAUUAAAUAAUUCAUUUCCAUAUAGAGCUUU